AUGUCCUGUGCCCUUUUCUUCAGGCUUUUCAUGUUUCUGGCCCUGAUAGCACCCUCCCUAGGCAACCGUCUAGGUCUCACAUCUCGCCUGCGUUUUUCCAGGUUCCUAGAUCCUUCCAAUGUCGUUUUCCUGCGCUGGGACAUUGACCUUAAGGCUGAGAUAAUCACUUUCGAGCUCCAGGUCCGGACGGCUGGCUGGGUGGGCUUGGGUAUCAAAAAUCGCUACACCAACGUGGGAAGUGAUCUGGUCGUUGGAGGAGUCCUGCCUGAUGGCAAUGUUUAUUUUUCGGACCAGCACCUCGUGGACGAUGACACCCUGGAAGAGGACAGGAGCCAGGAUGCUGAGUUGCAGGGGCUGACGGAAGAUGCUGGCUACACCACCAUGCGCUUUUCAAGACCCUUCCGCUCCUGUGACCCUCAUGACCUCGAUAUUACGAGUGACACUGUGAGGGUGCUGGCUGCCUUUGGCCUGGAUGACACUCUGAAGCUGGAUCGGGAACGUACUUUUGUCAAGUCCAUCUUUCUGCUACAAGUAGUCCACCCUGAUGAUCUGGAUUACCCCGAGGACACCAUCAUUCAUGACUUGGAGAUCACUGAAUUCCUCAUUCCAGAAGAUGACACCACGUAUGCCUGCACCUUUCUCCCUCUCCCUAUCGUUAACAAGAAGCAUCAUAUCUACAAGUUUGAACCCAAGUUGAUCUACCACAAUGAGACUAUGGUGCAUCACAUCCUGGUGUAUGCCUGUGGCAAUGCCAGUGUUCUCCCCAAGGGCAUCAGCGACUGCUAUGGGGCCGACCCUGCCUUUUCCCUCUGCUCGCAGGUCAUCGUGGGCUGGGCCGUUGGGGGCACUAGUUACCAGUUUCCAGAUGACGUAGGUAUCUCUAUUGGGACCCCCUUGGACCCUCAGUGGAUCCGACUGGAGAUUCAUUAUAGCAAUUUUCACAACCUUCCUGGUGUGUAUGACUCCUCGGGUAUUCGAGUGUACUACAGUUCUCAGCUGCGCAAAUACGACAUGGGCGUCCUCCAAUUGGGCUUCUUCACAUUCCCCAUCCACUUCAUACCCCCAGGCGCUGAGUCCUUCAUGUCCUACGGACUGUGUAAAACGGAUAAGUUUGAGGAGAUGAAUGGGGUCCCAUUUCCUGACAUACAGGUAUAUGGCUACCUGCUGCAUACCCACUUGGCUGGGCGGGCUCUGCAGGCUGUGCAAUACAGAAAUGGAACACAACUUCGAACAAUCUGUAAAGAUGAUUCCUAUGACUUCAAUCUGCAGGAAACUCGAGAUUUGCCUUCUCGAGUGGAGAUCAAGCCGGGAGAUGAAUUGCUGGUAGAAUGUCACUAUCAGACACUGGACCGUGACUCCAUGACUUUUGGAGGUCCCAGCACCAUUAAUGAGAUGUGUCUCGUCUUUCUCUUCUACUAUCCCCGAAAUAACAUCUCCAGCUGCAUGGGGUACCCUGACAUCAUCUAUGUGGCUCAUGAACUGGGGGAAGAGGCAUCAGACUCCAUGGAGGGUAUCAUGGCCAUAAACAAUGUUGAGUGGACUCCAGAGAGUAUUAAGAAGGCUGAGAAAGCCUGCAAGGAGGCCCAGCAGAUGGUGAUAAUAAAGACCAUUGAUGAGGUGGUGGAAAACACAACAGGCUGGAUUCCAGACAUCACCCCUCCUCCUCGGGGGCCCUGUUUAGAGUCCUCUGGAGGCAAAGUGGAGCCCCAGGACAAGACCCCUGCAGGCUUCAGGGCUGCACCAAUGGCCCUCUCAGGCUCCAGCAUUGCUACCCUGAAGCGCCUCCCGCUAGCGACCUUCCUGUUGGUUCAGGGAACCCUCUCCUGGCUCCUUGCCAUGCUGCAGCCUGGAAACUGA
Molecule: messenger RNA, 1857 nt
Organism: Carlito syrichta (Philippine tarsier)
Lineage: Eukaryota; Metazoa; Chordata; Mammalia; Primates; Tarsiidae
Product: putative DBH-like monooxygenase protein 2
Exons: 13
Coding region: 1-1857 (618 amino acids)
Biological process (GO): dopamine catabolic process; octopamine biosynthetic process; norepinephrine biosynthetic process
Cellular component (GO): secretory granule membrane
Molecular function (GO): copper ion binding; dopamine beta-monooxygenase activity
Source: RefSeq, a predicted model, not a curated record